Acipenser ruthenus (sterlet) is the source of this 1265-nucleotide messenger RNA. RefSeq names its product SLAM family member 6-like. The coding region runs from base 179 to 955 and encodes 258 amino acids. The record is from RefSeq and is a predicted model, not a curated record. The transcript has 5 exons. Lineage: Eukaryota; Metazoa; Chordata; Actinopteri; Acipenseriformes; Acipenseridae.
AGACGUGGUUUUUGUUAUUUUAGGGGAAUUGCAUUGAAUAAACAGGAAGUGAAAUACAGGGACGCCUCUGCUGACACAUCAGGCUCAUGAUAUGCGGUUAAAAUGUUUAGAAAAAAAAGAAGACUUUUAGCAAACUUCUAUUAAACGCAUAGCCAUUUCAACAACGCUGAACCGCGAGAUGUCCGGACUUUCCCGAGCGCUUUGUUCAAAUUCCAUGCGACCGAUUUUCAUCGCGCUUUCUGGUUUGCUGGUGGCCAGUUCAGUAUCUGCUGAUCCAGUCGUGAAUGGGAUUGUUGGAGAGUCCGUUGUCUUGCCCGCUGGUUUGUCCCCACAGGAGAACCCAAGUGAAGUGGAAUGGGGAUGGGGUGAAAAAACCAUUGCUUUGAGUGAUGAGAAUGUAUCAGUUGAGCAGUUCAGAGACAGGCUGCAUCUGAACAGAAGAGACUGGUCUUUAACAAUCAAUCUGCUCAGAGCUGAAGACAGUGGAGAAUAUAAACGUAUUGCCAGGGCAGCUUCUGGUCAGCUCCCAACACACACUGUUACUCUUCGUGUUUAUGAAAAGAUCGAGUCGGAGGUGACGAGGAAACCAUUGAAUGAAACCUGCCAUGCGACGCUGCUCUGCACCACGAACCAACGAGAACACGUCUCCUACCGCUGGAAGAGAGGGGACCAGGAUUUACCUGAGCAUGCCGGGACACUGGAGGUGUCCCUGAGCCCCGGAGAGAUUAAUGUUAUCUUCACCUGCAUCGCUUCUAAUCCAGUCAGUGAGGCAGCAGCGUCUAUCCGGGAGAGCUGUGCAGAGUCCUCGGGGGGUGUUUCGUUCUGUGUGUUGAGGAUGGUCCUUCUCUCCCUCGGUCUGGUUCUGAUGAUCUCUGCUGUGAUCGGAGUCCACGUGAGGGAUUGCGCGCAUACAAAAAGAAAUGUGCGGCGGCAUCGAGCAGCAUGUGAGACUUAAAGGAAGCAGAGACCGGUUUAGCCUCCUGCACUGAGAAAGGACUGCAGACCCGCAGAGCGACUGAAUGCAAACCUGCACUGAGAAAGGACUGAUUACCGUGUCUAAUACUUCACUGUAGAUACAACAUUGUCUUAAUCAUCCUAACUUGUCGCUUCUUAUCUCGCAUUGUCCAAAACCAAAAUGUACACAUUGAGAAAUAUGUUUUUUCAAUGUUUUUUUUCUUAUAUUUGUAUAGUUUUUGUGAGCUCUACUUGCAAAGUAAUGGCUUUGUUUUUAAACACUUGGGAUCAGAAUUUACUACUACUACUAC